GUGGGGGCCGAGUUCGGGGCUGCCGUGGGCGCCGCUCAGUCAGGGCGCUGCAUUGGCGCGGUCAUGGUGGCGCGCGAGAAUUUCAACCCAGGAAACAUCUACCUCGAGAAGCUCGAGACCUCCGAGUUGCUGCGUUGGGGUCGUCGCGGCAUUGGCAUGCUCGAGGACCUGCAGCUACAAUCGGUGCGCAUGAAAGUGCUCGAGGCGAUUGACGCGCGGCGCUCUCGACCUGUGAUCGCGCAGCUACCGCGCGCCCCGCGGGCCCCUCUGAACAGGGGCAUCAACUGGAAGGACAGGCCAGAGGCCCCCGCGUCGCCGCAGGACGGAGAGCCAUGCUUCUUGACCUUCACAGAGGACAUACUCAACAAUCAAAUACUGCGCGGCAGCCGCGCCCUCCUGGAGGACCCAGCGUUGGCGGAUUCCCGGAGGGGGGGCGCG
Molecule: messenger RNA, 438 nt
Organism: Prorocentrum cordatum
Lineage: Eukaryota; Dinophyceae; Prorocentrales; Prorocentraceae
Source: the annotation of a GenBank genome assembly